AUGCACUUGGCCAAGUUCUUCUCUCACCGCAUGGAGUCUACAAGGAGCUCACUUGUGAGUUUUUGGCUCAAUGAGGUAUCACCAUUUGAUGAGCUCGAUCGAGCUGAGUUGGACCAAGGCUGGGGGAUCAACGUUCUUGGCAAGGGAGAGAAGAAGAUGGUGACCUUUAGGCAGCUUGAGAUACUGUUUGGGUUCACUAUGGAGAAGGAAACCUGUGGAACAUCAAGGAAGAUGAACUCCAAAGACUGGAGUCAACUGACAAGAGUCUGGUGGACAAGAGAAGGUCUACUCCAGCAGGUUGGAUGGACAUCAAGUUUUGCAAGACCAACCUCCUCAUUGAGCACAAGGAGUUGGAUGGGAGGUUCCAAUUCAAGUUCACACAUCCAUUGGCUGGACCCUUCCAAGCUUCUCCUGCCCAACCCUGAGCUCACCACAGGUCUAGGAGGUGAGAACAUUGACUUCAGACCCCCUGUGUACACAUUAGUUGGGCAUGAAGAUUUGCGAGAAGAGGAGCCUGAGCUCGAUCGAGCUGAGGAUCGAGCUGAGUCAAGCUGA
Microthlaspi erraticum is the source of this 555-nucleotide messenger RNA. NCBI's taxonomy places the organism in Eukaryota, Viridiplantae, Streptophyta, Magnoliopsida, Brassicales, Brassicaceae. The record is from the annotation of a GenBank genome assembly.